Messenger RNA from Thlaspi arvense, 2552 nucleotides. The record is from the annotation of a GenBank genome assembly. NCBI's taxonomy places the organism in Eukaryota, Viridiplantae, Streptophyta, Magnoliopsida, Brassicales, Brassicaceae.
CAUUUAUCAGUCUAUCGUGUGGUUCUCCGCGCGAAACAACAUUCACAGACAAAGUUACAAACAUUAGCUACACCUCGGAUGCGGAGUUCAUAUCUACCGGUGUUAGUAGCAGGAUAAAAUCAUCAUACCUGAGCAAAACACCUGGUAUAUCCGGAGUUUUCCUCGAGGUUUCAGAAACUGUUAUACAUUUAACCUAACCUCAGGAGACAUAUAUCUUAUAAGGGCAACGUUUUACCACGGAGGUUAUGACCAGAAACCGUUAACAAAGUUCCACCUCCACCUUGGGCCGAACCGAUGGGAAACAGUGUCCACCACCAACGAGUCUGAUGGAAAAAGGUUUGAGUUGAUUCAUCUAUUGACCACUGACAGGUUACAAGUCUGUCUUGUCAAGACAGGAGAUUCAACACCAUUUAUCUCCGGUUUGGAGCUGCGUCAAAUGCCGACCAAAGCCUACAUGAAUUAUACUCGUAGAGGAUCCUUGCAGACUUUCCUGAGAGCAGACGUUGGCUCUGUCUCUAACCAAUCCUUGAGGUUCAGAGCAAAUGACUAUGUGUCAGAUGCCUUUGAUCGCAUUUGGCGGCCUUACAACUUAGAAAGUUGGUCACAGAUCAGUACCAACCAGAGUGUUCAUAUCGAGAAUGUUUAUAGGCCGCCAGAGACUGCUAUGGUCACCGCAUCUGUUCCAACCGACCCGUACGCUCCGCUGAGCAUUUCGCUAAUCGGAGUGGAUCCGGCUUCACGAUUCUUUGUUUUUUUUCACUUGUCUGAGAUUCAAGAGCUCCAUUCGAACGAAACCAGAGAAUUCACCAUUACGUACAACGGAUGGCCAUACUACGGACCCUGGAAACCGAAUAGAUUAUUAACUACCACCGUAAAACCUCGCCACGAGGUCGGCCCUAAUGCAAAAGGACAAUACACGUUUUCGUUUGAAAGGACCGAGAAAUCUACACUGCCUCCUCUGCUCAAUGCCAUGGAGGUCUACUUGGUGAAGUCGUUAUCGCAGCAAGAAACUGGUAAAAAAGAAGUGGACGCGAUGAAUUUUGUCAAAUUCGGGUACGCUGUGAACAAGAUAGACUGGGAAGGAGAUCCUUGCGCGCCGCAGGAGUACAGGUGGUCUGCUGUUAACUGCAGUUACAUAGAGAAUGAGCCUCCUAAGAUCAUCUCUUUGAAUUUGACGGCUAGUGGCUUAACCGGGGAGAUACUGGACUCCAUAUCAAACCUUACCAGUUUACAAGUUCUUGAUCUGUCCAACAACCGUUUGACUGGUUCGGUCCCGGAGUUUCUAGCCAAAAUGGACACUUUGAAACUCAUAAAUUUAUCGAAUAACCAGCUUAACGGCACCAUCCCCACAAGUCUCCGUGACAAAGUGUACAACAGAUCAAUUUCACUUAGCAUUGAAGGAAAUCCUAGGCUCUGUUCCCUCGAAUCAUGCACCAACACAAACAACAAAAUCUUAAUCAAAAUUGUUGCAUCUACCAUUGGAGCGUCAAUUUUGUUAGUCCUAGUCGCUACCGCUGCUUUCAUUGUUCUCAAGAGAGAGAGGAGAGCGACUUUAGAUGAUAAUCUUCUUCAGCAAAGUAGCUCCCCAGACAUUUCAAACAACUUGUUUGCGUAUGAAGACUUAGCUCAGGCAACCGAUAACUUCUCCAGCACCAACCUGAUUCAUAGAGGAGUACUUCCCGAUGGAACAGAGAUUGCGGUUAAGCAGCUUAAAGCUGGAAGCGGACAAGGCGAACGCGAGUUUCGGGCAGAGAUAGAGACAAUUAGUAGAGUCCAUCACAGGCAUCUUGUUUCACUCCUCGGCUACUGCACAACCGGAGGUCAAAGAUUGCUUGUUUAUGAGUUUGUGCCUAACAAUAAUCUGGAGUUUCAUCUGCACAAGAAAGGGAGACCGGUAAUGGAGUGGGCAAAGAGGGUGAAGAUUGCUUUGGGUUCAGCUAAAGGAUUGUCUUACUUACAUGAAGAUUUUAGCGGAUUUUGGACUCGCCAGGUCUUGUUCAGACACUGAAACUCAUGUUUCCACUCGGGUUAUGGGAACAUUCGGUUACUUGUCCCCUGAGUAUGCUGCUUCUGGGAAACUCACUCACAAGUCAGAUAUCUUCUCGUUCGGAGUGGUGCUUCUCGAAUUGAUAACCGGACGCCGACCUUUUGAUGAUGAUAACAGCAUCGUUGAUUGGAUUGUUCGAGCACUUGAAGGAAGCAUAUCUCUAGAUGACCUAAUCGAAGGAGUUGCUUCAGAACACAGCUCCGAUUAUUGCUCAACACAAUACCAACAAGACUUGAAGGAAUUCAAGAAAAUGGCACUUGAGAGCCAGACAUUCGGCAGCAGCGGUCAGACUAGCGAAAAUUGUCAGAACCCAUCAGCACCAGCUAAGACAAACAUACAACGUAUGAGUUUCGUACCAGACAAGAGAACAUGCAUAUAACUUACCAAUAGAGUCUUUCUAUAAUAAAUCGAUGUUGUUUUUUUAUAAAUAGCCCAACGUUGUCUGUGUAACUACUAAUCUUAUUAUAAAUAUUUGAAAGUAAUUUUGUUUUUUUUUUUAUAAAAA